AUCCCUUUUAGGGUUUUACUACCAACUCUUCUCAAUCUGCAGAGGAAAAUGGAGACUUCUCUCAGAUACGGCGGAGAUUCCACCGCCCUCAGAGUCAAUACAAACAAGAAGCCUCCUACAGUCAGGUACGCCGGUGAUGCCAGCGCCCUCAAAAUCCAUGCUAAGCAGAAGUUCCGGAUCGAUUCCAACACUCGACUUCAGCUUAAUGGAGAACUUGAUACAAGGAUCGGGGCUCCAACAUUUUUCAGCGCACUCCUUAGAUACUUCCCGCCUGAACUUUCAGCAACAGUUGGAGUCGGAUUGCAGUAUGAUAGACGUGAAAAACUUCAUUAUACCAUGCGUGGGAAAAAGUCAUUUUCUCUGACACCUGAUCGAUUUGCCAGCUUCGUUGUUAAGGGACGUUGUGAUCUUGAUAAAGAAUUUAAACAGCCAAGACCAAGUGGAGCCGCUGAAUUGGUUUGGAACAUUCUUGAUUUUCAGAAAGAUCAAGACAUUAGGCUUAAAGUUGGCUAUGAAAUCGUUGACAAGAUUCCAUAUGUACAGGUGAGGGAAAAUAAUUGGACAUUUACUGCUGAUGCUAAUGGCAGAUGGAAUGUGAGAUAUAAUCUAUGAAAAAGGUUGCUAGUAUAUCCUUUUGCCUGCUUCAAUUGCAAAAUUGAAGAGAAAAUCAGAUAGUUGGUGUAGGUUUGUAGAAGCCGCUACUGAAAGGACUGAAUUCAGGUUUCUAAAGCAUUCCCAUUCUUAUUAAUUACUACCAAGCUUUUAUCA
Molecule: messenger RNA, 768 nt
Organism: Cynara cardunculus var. scolymus (artichoke)
Lineage: Eukaryota; Viridiplantae; Streptophyta; Magnoliopsida; Asterales; Asteraceae
Product: outer envelope pore protein 21B, chloroplastic-like
Exons: 5
Coding region: 49-612 (187 amino acids)
Biological process (GO): regulation of monoatomic anion transport
Molecular function (GO): voltage-gated monoatomic anion channel activity
Source: RefSeq, a predicted model, not a curated record